UGUGUCAUGAAUUGUGAAUUAAUGGCCCUUGGAUAGAUCACGACGACAUUAUUGGAUAAUAGUUGUAUAACCUUGUUAGCCGCCGGGUGCAUGGCGAAGAAUGAGUAGGAAAGGAUAAGAAGAAGAAUAGGCACACGGGUAUUUUCACUUUAUAAAUACUAGGCACUGCUAUUCUCAACGCAACGGACUUCGUCAGUGAAGAGGCAGCAUGGACACUUUGUGGGUUCUGUUAGUUAUCGUGGGGCUGGUUCUGAACGGAGGAGGAGUUGAUAACAAUGUUGCUAAUUCGCAGGCCCCUCCGUUUCCAUGCAAUGGGGGAAUGAACUCUUUUGGUUUCUGUAACUUGCGAUUGAGUAUAGAAGAGAGAGUGAUGGACCUUGUUGGGCGUCUGAACUUGGACGAGAAAGUGUCACAGCUGGGGAACGGAGCAGGUGCCAUUCCCAGGCUUGGCAUUCCGGCCUACCAGUGGUGGUCCGAAGCAUUGCAUGGAGUCUCCGAUGUAGGCCCAGGCACUCGUUUUCAGCCUACCGUUCCCUCUGCCACCAGUUUCCCCACUGUCAUUCUUUCUGCCGCUUCCUUCAAUGUUUCCCUCUGGGAAGCCAUUGGCCAGGCUGUAUCAACGGAAGCACGCGCCAUGUAUAAUGUUGGACUAGCCGGUCUGACCUACUGGAGCCCUAAUGUGAACGUAUUUCGUGACCCCAGAUGGGGAAGAGGCCAUGAGACCCCUGGCGAAGACCCUUUCUUAACCAGUGCUUACGCUUCGAGCUAUGUAAAAGGGUUGCAGCAAGCCGACCCUUCGGACCCCAACAGACUUAAGGUGGCUGCUUGCUGUAAGCAUUACACUGCCUAUGACUUGGACAACUGGAAUGGCAUCCAACGCUACACCUUCGACGCCGUUGUCUCUCAACAAGAUCUGGCUGAUACAUACAAUCCUCCAUUCAAAAGUUGCGUCUUGGAUGGCAAUGUUGCCAGUGUGAUGUGCUCUUACAACAAAAUCAAUGGCGUCCCCUCCUGCGCAGAUCCAAAUCUGCUCAAAGGCACUGUCAGAGGCCAAUGGAAUUUAAAUGGGUACAUAGUGUCCGACUGUGAUUCGGUUGAUGUGUUAUACAAUGCACAACACUACACAGCCACUCCUGAGGAUGCAGUCGCCGACGUUCUAAAAGCUGGGUUGGAUCUGGACUGUGGAAGAUUCCUCGGGCAGUACACAAAAUCAGCUGUGAUGGCAGGAAAGGUGAACGAGUCUUACAUUGAUCAAGCUCUGAUGAACAACUUCAGAACGUUGAUGAGGCUUGGCUGGUUUGAUGGGAAUCCCGCCAAACAGCAAUUUGGCAACCUGGGACCAAGCGAUGUUUGUACAGACGAGCAUCGAGAAUUGGCUACGGAGGCUGCCAGACAAGGGAUAGUGCUGCUCAAGAAUGAUAAGGGCACUUUGCCUUUCGCUGCAGAUAAAAUCUCUUCUUUAGCUGUCGUUGGGCCCAAUGCAGGUGCCACUGAAGCCAUGAUUGGCAACUAUGCAGGAGUUCCUUGUAGAUACACAUCGCCUCUUGAAGGGCUUGCAGAAUAUGUUCCAACCUUUUACGCCUCAGGUUGUCCAAAUGUGUUGUGUGCUAAAAGUGAUUUAGUCGAGGAAGCAGUUCAACAAGCAAGACGUGCAGAUGCAACAGUGUUAGUAAUAGGAGGGGACCUGUCAUUAGAGGCCGAGGGACUUGACAGACAAAGUUUGUUGCUGCCUGGAUACCAAGAGGAGCUAGUGUCCCAAGUUGCCAAAGCAUCAAAGGGACCUGUAGUGCUCGUCAUCAUGUCAGGGGGACCUUUUGAUAUAACCUUUGCAAAGCACGAUGAAAAUAUCAAGGGCAUUCUCUGGGUAGGCUAUCCAGGAGAGGCUGGAGGCACAGCCAUUGCUGAUGUACUUUUUGGGAAACACAAUCCAAGUGGGAAACUGCCAGUGACAUGGUAUCCUCAAGAAUUUGUUGACAAGGUCCCCAUGACUAACAUGAACAUGAGGCCAGAUCCAUCCACUGGAUAUCCUGGAAGAACUCACAGAUUCUACACUGGAGAAACUAUUUACGAUUUUGGCGAAGGUCUAAGUUACAUACAAUUCAAUGCCACUUUGGUUAAGGGACCUAAGCUAGUGACUGUUCCAAUCAUGAAUAAUGCCAAGCAUGCAUGUACUGCUGCUUCGUGUGACACCAUCCCAGUAAGACACACUACCUGUGAAGACUUGUCCAUGGAUAUUCACGUUGAUGUACAAAACGCUGGUUCUAAAGAUGGAAGCCACGUAGUAUUCUUGUUUUCUACACCCCCAUCCAAGCAUCAAAAUGAUGGUGCUCCAAAGAGGCAGUUGGUCGGAUUUGAAAAGGUUCAUGUUAAUGCAGGAGGCAAAGAAAGAGUGGUGUUCAAUGUUGAUGUAUGCAAGGGCCUCAGUAUUGUGGAUAAGGCUGGCAAUAGCCAUCUACCACUCGGUUCGCAUCUUCUUCACAUAGGCAAUUCUCAACACUUCGUCUCUUUGCAAGUAGAAACUUAACUUCUCGCAAUGGGAGUCGUGCUACUCUCUAUCUCUCUCUUCAAUAAACCCAAAUUUGUCUUGCCGACAGCCUCUCCCCAGGCGUUAGUAUUAAU
Molecule: messenger RNA, 2619 nt
Organism: Cryptomeria japonica (Japanese cedar)
Lineage: Eukaryota; Viridiplantae; Streptophyta; Pinopsida; Cupressales; Cupressaceae
Product: beta-xylosidase/alpha-L-arabinofuranosidase 1
Exons: 6
Coding region: 209-2524 (771 amino acids)
Biological process (GO): xylan catabolic process; arabinan catabolic process
Cellular component (GO): plant-type cell wall
Molecular function (GO): alpha-L-arabinofuranosidase activity; xylan 1,4-beta-xylosidase activity
Source: RefSeq, a predicted model, not a curated record